This is a messenger RNA of Penaeus vannamei (Pacific white shrimp), 543 nucleotides long. Its product is annotated as collagen alpha-2(I) chain-like. NCBI's taxonomy places the organism in Eukaryota, Metazoa, Arthropoda, Malacostraca, Decapoda, Penaeidae. The record is from RefSeq and is a predicted model, not a curated record.
AUGAUUAUGCUAAUUGUCAAGCAGUCAGUUCCGGUCACAUGUCCGCAGCAGGUCAAGCACAGCAGGUCCCCGCAGCAGGUCCGUCAGCAGGGUCCGCAGCAGGUCCGGUCCGCAGCAGGGUCCGCAGCAGCAGCAGCAGGUCCGGUCCGCAGCAGGUCCGGUCCGCAGCAGGUCCCGUCCGCAGCAGGUCCCGUCCGCAGCAGGUCCGGUCCGCAGCAAGCCCGUCGCGCAGCAGGUCAGCAGUCGGUCCGCAGCAAGCAGGUCCGUCCGCAGCAGGCAGGUCCGUCCGCAGCAGGCAUCCGCAGCAGGGUCCAGCAGCAGGUCCGCAGCAGCAGCAGGUCCGGUCCGCAGCAGGGUCCGGUCCGCAGCAGGUCCGUCCGCAGCAGGUCCGGUCAGUCCCGUCCGCAGCAGGUCCGGUCCGCAGCAUCCGCAGCAAGCAGCCGUCCGCUCCGAGAAAUGCCUCCGCUAUCACCGCCAUCUGACCCGGACGCCGUUGCCGGUACCACGCUCCCUGACGCCUCUCCCGCCCGUCAUGUGAGCUGA